GCUCUGCCUCCAGAAGGAGCAGAAAAAGAAACUCAAAUCAAAAGCUGAGAAAAUAAAUGGCAGGAUUGGAGAUUCCUAGAGUGAAGCUGGGAAGCCAAGACCUGCUAGGUCAUGCUUACUGUUUUUGUUCGUUAAAUUCUACUGUAAGUGAUUGAUCCUAAAAGUUAAUGGAUGGAAAUGCAUUGAGGAUAACGUAUACUCUACCUCCAAAGGAGCCAAUCCAGAGAAGCUAAAAUUCAAAACACAUCAAACUGGGCUAUCUAAAGAUCGCACAUGCUCUGGGAAGCGAAGGACUGGAGAAAGUAAAUGGCAGGAUUGGAGAUUCCAAGAGUGAAGCUGGGAAGCGAAGGACUGGAGGUAUCUAAGCUGGGGUUUGGAUGUAUGGGCUUGACUGGUGUCUACAACGCUCCACUUUCCGAUGAGGACGGCAUCGCGAUAAUAAAGGAAGCUUAGAAGGGAAUCACGUUCUUCGACACAGCCGAUUCGUAUGGAGCAAAUGCUAAUGAAGUUCUGGUCGGAAAGGCCUUGAAGCAACUCCCAAGAGAAAACAUUCAGCUAGCCACAAAGUUCGGUAUAGUGAGAUUAGACUUUUCCAACUUGGUAGUUAGGGGCACCCCUGAAUAUGUGCGGUCAUGUUGUGAAGCUAGUUUGAAGCGCCUCGAUGUGGAAUACAUUGAUCUGUAUUAUCAACAUCGAGUCGACAUAUCAGUUCCCAUAGAAGAAACUAUGCACGAAUUGAAGAAACUGGUGGAAGAGGGAAAGAUAAAGUACAUUGGUCUAUCUGAAGCCAGCCCUGACACGAUUAGAAGAGCUCACGUAGUCCAUCCAAUUACGGCUGUACAGAUGGAGUGGUCUCUCUGGACUCGUGAUAUCGAAAAGGAGAUAGUUCCAUUAUGCAGGGAGCUUGGUAUUGGAAUAGUUACGUACAGUCCUCUCGGCCGUGGCUUCUUCGCUGGCAAAGCUAUUAUUGAGAGCUUGCCUUCCGUCAGCUCUCUGUUCACGCACCCCAGAUUCAGAAAGGAGAACCUGGACAAGAAUAAAAUCAUCUACUCUAGGAUUGAAGAUCUCGCGAGGAAGCAUGGAUGUACAACAGCUCAAUUAGCUCUAGCAUGGCUUCUUGAACAAGGAAACGGGGUCGUACCCAUCCCCGGGACAACUAAGAUCAAGAACUUAAAUGACAACAUAGGCUCCUGGACAUUAAAGCUCACUGAAGAAGAUUUGGAAGAUAUUUCGAGAGCUGUGCCCAUCAACGAAGUAGCCGGUGAUAGAACAUACGAGGGCGUGAUGCAUGCAACAUGGAAGUUUGCUAACACACCUCUUCCAACCAAGAAGUGCUAAGCAUAAGAGGUUCACGAUCGCAGUCCUGCUGCCCAGUUCAAGGAUUUGAAGACUCCAAGAAUGCAAUGACUGAUGAGUACGUUAAAUGGAUACAGAAGGCUUGCGUACUUUGGAGCUGCUCUUUGUUCUCCUAGCCAUCACAGGACUUGCAGUCAAGCCUUCCUUCUCAUGUUCUAAUGCUGUUUUUAAUGCUUGCAAGACAUCAUCAAUGCACUUCAUUCACUGUAGGCUUCGCGACUGAUCAAACUGUUAAUGCCACGCUAUGAGGUCUUUGUCAAGACUUUAUUCCGAUUCAACUAAGAGAAACUUUCAUUCUUUACUUCAA
Messenger RNA from Eucalyptus grandis, 1663 nucleotides. Its product is annotated as probable aldo-keto reductase 1. Lineage: Eukaryota; Viridiplantae; Streptophyta; Magnoliopsida; Myrtales; Myrtaceae. Gene Ontology annotation, cellular component: cytoplasm. The record is from RefSeq and is a predicted model, not a curated record.